AUGGCUACCGAAACCGCUGCAAAGAAGCUCAAAACCGAGGGACCCCUCAUCGGCACUCACAAUGGACACUUCCAUGCCGAUGAAGCUCUAGCAGUCUACAUGCUACGUCUCCUCCCCGAAUACCACGCCUCACCCCUCGUACGAACACGCGACCCCGAGCAACUCGCCCAAUGCCACACCGUCGUCGACGUUGGCGGCGAAUACGAUGCCUCCAAAAACCGAUAUGAUCACCACCAACGCACAUUCAACACUACUUUCCCUAACCACAGCACAAAACUGUCGUCUGCGGGACUGGUGUUUAUGCACUUUGGUCGUGCGAUCAUUGCACAACAUACAUCUCUGCCACUAGACCAUCCAGAUGUGGAAUUGCUUUACGAGAAGCUGUACACGGAUUUCGUGGAGGCACUGGACGCACACGACAACGGUAUCAGCGCAUAUGACCCGGCAGCCGUGAGCAAGGCCGGACUCGAGAAACGCUUCAAGGAUGGUGCUAUCAACCUGGGUUCUCUGGUCGGUGACUUGAACUACCCAGACCCAGUCAUUGCAGGCGGCGAGCCUCAGGAUGAGGACAGUCUCUUUGCGCGCGCGAGCACAUUCAUUGGUGAUGUCUUUCUACGAAAGCUUCGUCUAGCCGCUUCUUCGUGGCUUCCUGCCCGCGCCACUGUGGGCGAGGCAUACCGUAACCGCAGGGAAAUCCACCCCAGCGGACGGAUAGUCAUGCUUUCGGGCGGCGGCGUACCAUGGAAAGAGCAUCUGUACAACUUUGAGUCUGAAACGCAGGCCGGAGAGGCCGAAGAAGUAUACUAUGUGCUUUACCCCGAAAACUCCGCUCCAGAUGCCAAGUGGCGGGUACAGUGCGUCCCGGAGUCUGAAGGUAGCUUCAUCUCUAGGAAACCCUUGCCAGACACCUGGCGCGGUGUCCGCGAUCAGGAUCUCGACGGCGUGAUUGCUGUUGAGUCGCAAAAGGCUGGUAAGGAGGGAAUUCCCGCGGGAGCAAUCUUUACGCAUGCCAGUGGAUUUAUUGGUGGUCACUCGACCAAGGAGGGCGCCCUUGCUAUGGCUUUGAGGAGUUUGGAGAUGUAG
Molecule: messenger RNA, 1083 nt
Organism: Talaromyces marneffei
Lineage: Eukaryota; Fungi; Ascomycota; Eurotiomycetes; Eurotiales; Trichocomaceae
Exons: 2
Coding region: 1-1083 (360 amino acids)
Cellular component (GO): nucleus; cytoplasm
Source: RefSeq, a predicted model, not a curated record